AGCCGCCGGACUUAGUGGUGUUUGUUUUGUUUUGCACCACAAACGUCGGUUUUCCCGUCAUUUUUAUGGUGGUGUGAAAUCUUCCUGAAGGCACUACUCUGUCCGCCAGUAGCUGUUCGAAAAGGGGCCCCACAGUGCGGCGUGCAGAACGGCGAUAAAGUUAGGUACCUUGUUGAUCGUCAUACAGGUGAAAGACAGAAGAACCACAAAAUGGGGAAGGUAAAGAAGCAACGUAAGAACAGAAGAAGCCGGGCGGCUCCGUAUGAGGUUGACGAGUCCAUGAUGGGAGAGGCUGAAGCCCCGAACCAGGCAAUCGACGACUCAGAGCUGGCUAAUCAGCCAAACAACGGAGUGGCCGGUGCAAACGAAAAUGCAGAAGAACCUGCGACAGGAGGACGGCAGAUCCAUAAGAGACAAGCAGCGGAGUGGAGGAAAAUGAAGAGCGAAGUCGCCCAGCUUAAGAAGCAGAGGCAGAAGUUGCGGAAGAAAGUUGUUGCCGAACGAGAGGAGCGCAAGAAGCUUGGGAAACUUAUUAAAGAGAAAAUUUCGUCAAUGCGGAAGCGUCAUGAUGCAGAGCUGCAGGCGCUUGGCCUUGGAAAAUCGCUCCACAGCGUUGACCCAGAAGAGACCAUGGCUGUUGAUGACUAACUGGUAACUGUAUGGAA
Toxoplasma gondii ME49 is the source of this 665-nucleotide messenger RNA. RefSeq lists its product as hypothetical. Bases 211 to 648 code for a protein of 145 amino acids. The record is from RefSeq and is a predicted model, not a curated record. The transcript has 3 exons. Lineage: Eukaryota; Apicomplexa; Conoidasida; Eucoccidiorida; Sarcocystidae.